CCACGUAGUUGUUAUUUCAUUCGUUCUAUCGUUCUCUCGCUCGAUCGCUAUUGCGGUUUGCCGCACACGUGCCGAGAUUUUGUGAUAUUUUAUACUUCAUUAUUUUAUUUUACAGCAAUUUGCAGAACUACAGUAUCAGCGCCCUUUGGAGUCUUUUAUAUUAACAAACAAAAAAUCAGCAGUAGAUUCGAGAUCUAGCAAUCAGUGUUAAUGGCAAUGGUGUCUGAAGCCAAGGUGAACGGCGGCGAGGCGGAGGCGCCCACCGAGCUGCCGCCCGCGCUGGCCGAGAAGCCGGCGGGGCUCCCACCCGGCAAGUACUCGCUGGUCGGUUGGGACAUGGACACUACAGGACGGAGGCUCAUUGAUGAGAUCUGCCAAAUCGCAGCUUACACACCGAAGCAGCAGUACUCGCAGUACAUCAUGCCGUACGGCGACCUGAACCCGGGCGCGCGGCGCCGCCACAACGUGCGCGUCGUCACCGUCGGCCGCUACCGCAUGCUCAAGGACACCAACACCCACAAGAUAUUGAAAACAAAGUCUGAGAUAUCAGCACUAACAGACUUCUUGGACUGGCUGGAGAAGGAAAAGGGAGAUGGAAGCGUGAUCCUCAUCUACCACGAGCCCCGCCGCCUCAGCCCCACCAUGCUACUCGAAGCGCUCACCAGGUACAAGCUCCUGGACCGCUUCAAGUCGAUCGUGGCCGGGUUCACGGACAGCUACGCGCUGGCGGCCGACAAGUGCAAGGCCACCGUCAAGUCCGUCUCCCUCCGCGUGCUGGCGCGCGUGCUGCUGGACGCGGACUCGCUGGCGGUGGACUCCGCGCUCGACCGCGCCGCUGCGGCGUACCGCAUUGUGGAGCAUCUUGCACAAGGUAAGGACAAGUCCAUAGACUGCUUGGGCGACAAGUGCAAGGCCACCGUCAAGUCCGUCUCCCUCCGCGUGCUGGCGCGCGUGCUGCUGGACGCGGACUCGCUGGCGGUGGACUCCGCGCUCGACCGCGCCGCUGCGGCGUACCGCAUUGUGGAGCAUCUUGCACAAGGUAAGGACAAGUCCAUAGACUGCUUGGGCGACAAGUGCAAGGCCACCGUCAAGUCCGUCUCCCUCCGCGUGCUGGCGCGCGUGCUGCUGGACGCGGACUCGCUGGCGGUGGACUCCGCGCUCGACCGCGCCGCUGCGGCGUACCGCAUUGUGGAGCAUCUUGCACAAGGUAAGGACAAGUCCAUAGACUGCUUGGGCGACAAGUGCAAGGCCACCGUCAAGUCCGUCUCCCUCCGCGUGCUGGCGCGCGUGCUGCUGGACGCGGACUCGCUGGCGGUGGACUCCGCGCUCGACCGCGCCGCUGCGGCGUACCGCAUUGUGGAGCAUCUUGCACAAGGUAAGGACAAGUCCAUAGACUGCUUGGGCGACAAGUGCAAGGCCACCGUCAAGUCCGUCUCCCUCCGCGUGCUGGCGCGCGUGCUGCUGGACGCGGACUCGCUGGCGGUGGACUCCGCGCUCGACCGCGCCGCUGCGGCGUACCGCAUUGUGGAGCAUCUUGCACAAGGUAAGGACAAGUCCAUAGACUGCUUGGGCGACAAGUGCAAGGCCACCGUCAAGUCCGUCUCCCUCCGCGUGCUGGCGCGCGUGCUGCUGGACGCGGACUCGCUGGCGGUGGACUCCGCGCUCGACCGCGCCGCUGCGGCGUACCGCAUUGUGGAGCAUCUUGCACAAGGUAAGGACAAGUCCAUAGACUGCUUGGGCGACAAGUGCAAGGCCACCGUCAAGUCCGUCUCCCUCCGCGUGCUGGCGCGCGUGCUGCUGGACGCGGACUCGCUGGCGGUGGACUCCGCGCUCGACCGCGCCGCUGCGGCGUACCGCAUUGUGGAGCAUCUUGCACAAGGUAAGGACAAGUCCAUAGACUGCUUGGCCGACAAGUGCAAGGCCACCGUCAAGUCCGUCUCCCUCCGCGUGCUGGCGCGCGUGCUGCUGGACGCGGACUCGCUGGCGGUGGACUCCGCGCUCGACCGCGCCGCUGCGGCGUACCGCAUUGUGGAGCAUCUUGCACAAGGUAAGGACAAGUCCAUAGACUGCUUGGGCGACAAGUGCAAGGCCACCGUCAAGUCCGUCUCCCUCCGCGUGCUGGCGCGCGUGCUGCUGGACGCGGACUCGCUGGCGGUGGACUCCGCGCUCGACCGCGCCGCUGCGGCGUACCGCAUUGUGGAGCAUCUUGCACAAGGUAAGGACAAGUCCAUAGACUGCUUGGCCGACAAGUGCAAGGCCACCGUCAAGUCCGUCUCCCUCCGCGUGCUGGCGCGCGUGCUGCUGGACGCGGACUCGCUGGCGGUGGACUCCGCGCUCGACCGCGCCGCUGCGGCGUACCGCAUUGUGGAGCAUCUUGCACAAGGUAAGGACAAGUCCAUAGACUGCUUGGGCGACAAGUGCAAGGCCACCGUCAAGUCCGUCUCCCUCCGCGUGCUGGCGCGCGUGCUGCUGGACGCGGACUCGCUGGCGGUGGACUCCGCGCUCGACCGCGCCGCUGCGGCGUACCGCAUUGUGGAGCAUCUUGCACAAGGUAAGGACAAGUCCAUAGACUGCUUGGGCGACAAGUGCAAGGCCACCGUCAAGUCCGUCUCCCUCCGCGUGCUGGCGCGCGUGCUGCUGGACGCGGACUCGCUGGCGGUGGACUCCGCGCUCGACCGCGCCGCUGCGGCGUACCGCAUUGUGGAGCAUCUUGCACAAGGUAAGGACAAGUCCAUAGACUGCUUGGGCGACAAGUGCAAGGCCACCGUCAAGUCCGUCUCCCUCCGCGUGCUGGCGCGCGUGCUGCUGGACGCGGACUCGCUGGCGGUGGACUCCGCGCUCGACCGCGCCGCUGCGGCGUACCGCAUUGUGGAGCAUCUUGCACAAGGCGAGCAGCAGGAGGUGGGCGCGGGCGGCGAGGGCACGCUGCGCGACAUGGUGGAGACGGCGCGCGCCUGGGCGCGGCCGGUGCACACGGAGCUGGCGGCGCUGGCCAGCCUCAAGCUGCUGCUGGAGCGCCAGAACACGUUCCGGCCCGUGUUCGCGCCGCUGCUGCGCUCCGCGCGCCCCGAGCGCAAGCGCGUCACGCAGCUGCGCAGGCUGCUCGCCGACGCCGGCCUGCUCUACGCCGACCUGUCCACGGCCUGGACCGACGACAAGCUGGCGGGUCUAGAGAAGCAAAUGGCGGCCCUCGCGGUGACGGCGAAGGAGGAGGACAUCAAGGAGCUGAUCGAGAUCUUCGACUGCCACUUCGACCCCGCCAAGGAGCCCAAGGGACCCAAGCCGCGCACGCCACGGAAUAGGGUUCGGGGCGCGAGCGCCGGCGAGGCGGGCUCGGGCUCGGCAGAGGCGGAGGCGGAGGCGGAGGGCAGCACGAGCGACUCGCAGCACAGCUCGCCGCACAACUCGCCCAGCAAGACUAACAAUGACGUGUCGGCAGGGGACUCGUCGCGGCAGCCCGAGGCGGUGGCGGCGAACUAAGCGUACAUAACUUUUCUACCGCGUCUAGUACCGUAACAGAGCCAUAGGGAUGUGACAAAAACAUUUAUUCGUAUUACACACUAGGUUAAGACUUGGAAUUGAACGACAUUUGUUUUGCAAGCGGCGGUGAACGAAUUCACAUUUUUUUGUUUCCAUUUUGUUUCAACAAACUCUUUUGUUUCUUGCGCAUGACGUUCUUAUAUUAUAAAUAGAUGUUUAACGUGUAGAUGAGUGCCUUAGCAACUCAGUGUAUUAAGAUAUAACGUUUUGUAUAUCCACAUAUAUUUUUGUCUAAAGCCGUAAGCGACGUUUUGUUGAGUUGCAUAGUGUGAUAUUACAGUUGCAGGCCCCGCGCCGUAUUUUAUAUCACAGUUUUAAGGGCUUGAGGAUGAUAAGUUAAAUGGGGGCUUGGAACAAGCAUUUAAAAAGUACAAGUUGUCGUACUUUUAUUUAUUUCAGAGUUACUUCUUAUUUAUUGAGUGCAAUCACUAACGGAUGGACUGAUUUUUUUACAUCCAAGAUUUUAAAGUUUAUUUAUUUUUUUCUCGAUUCCUACGCAUCGUAAGUUUCUAGGAUUACCGAAGGCAGUAGACGUUCACAUUUUGUUUGCCAUAAAUAACUUUCUAAUAAGGGUUUUGUUCUCCAUCCAGUGAAGCUACGUAAAGCAGUGUGUACCUAUUAACUUACCUCUAAUUUAGUUAGCUUUAACAUAGACUGUACAUAUUAUUUAAUUUCUUAUUUUGUUCAGAUCUCUAAUAAAUAUGUAAGUCUA
This is a messenger RNA of Cydia pomonella (codling moth), 4252 nucleotides long. RefSeq lists its product as uncharacterized. The coding region runs from base 211 to 3480 and encodes 1089 amino acids. The transcript is spliced from 9 exons. Gene Ontology annotation, molecular function: protein homodimerization activity; RNA binding. Lineage: Eukaryota; Metazoa; Arthropoda; Insecta; Lepidoptera; Tortricidae. Gene Ontology annotation, biological process: bicoid mRNA localization. The record is from RefSeq and is a predicted model, not a curated record.